GCCGGCCGGGGACAGGAAGCGCGGGCUAGUCCCGCCGCCGACUCGCUCUGGCGGCGGCGGCGGCGUGCCGGGGGUUGUUGCCGGAGAGCCUCCCGGACGGGCCGCCGGCACUGUGGCUUCGUGGCUGUCUCCGCCCGUCCUCUAGGGGGAGCUGAUCUGCCGGGAGGCCAUGCCCGCCGUCAGCCUGUUGCCGCUCUUUGGCAGCCCCACGGGCCCGGGCGCUUUGGGCGGCUCUUUAGGCGGGGGUCCCUUGGGCGGGCCGGGGGGUAGGAAGGUCCCGAGCCCCAGCGGCGCCUUCCGCCUGACGGAGAAGUUCGUGCUGCUGCUGGUCUUCAGCGCCUUCAUCACGCUCUGCUUCGGGGCCAUCUUCUUCCUGCCCGACUCGCCCAAGCUCCUCAGCGGCGUCUUCUUCCACUCGUCUACCCUCCAGCAGCAGCCGUCGCCGCCCGCGCAGGGGGACCAGCGCGCGCCGCAGCCACCGGGAGCGGGAGCGGGCAGCAGCGCCGGUUAUGGGGUCGGGCCCGGAUCUGCAGGAGAAGCGGCGGAGAACUUGGCCAAGAUCCGCGAGGACCACGAACGAGCAUUGCGGGAGGCGAAGGAAACUCUGCAGAAGCUGCCGGAGGAGAUCCGCAGGGACAUCCACCAGGACAAGGCGAAGUUUCUUCUCCAGGACAAGUUGGGCAGGAAGGAGGCGGGGGGCGCCGAGUUGCCUGACUUGCCAUUCCGCAAACCCAUCGGAGCCGUGGGAGCGGAACCGUCAGACCCCGUCAUCCGGCAGAAAAGAGCGAAGAUCAAAGAGAUGAUGAAACAUGCCUGGGAUAAUUAUAAACAUUACGCAUGGGGAUUAAAUGAACUGAAACCCAUAUCGAAACAAGGACACUCAAGCAAUUUAUUUGGUAAUAUUCAAGGAGCAACAAUUGUCGAUGCCUUGGAUACUUUGUAUAUCAUGGAAAUGAAAGAUGAAUUCAAAGAAGCCAAAGAAUGGGUGGAGAAAAAUCUAGAUUUCAAUGUGAAUGCUGAAGUCUCUGUUUUCGAAGUGAAUAUCCGUUUUGUUGGUGGGCUGCUUUCAGCAUACUGUCUUUCUGGAGAAGAGAUAUUUCGUAAAAAAGCAGUGGAACUUGGAGAGAAGUUGCUUCCAGCCUUUAACACUCCCACAGGAAUUCCUUGGGCAUUGCUAAAUAUCAAAAGUGGCAUUGGUCGAAACUGGCCCUGGGCUUCAGGAGGAAGCAGUAUUUUGGCAGAAUUUGGAACAUUGCAUUUGGAAUUUAUACAUCUAAGCCAUUUGUCUGGAAAUCCAGUGUUUGCUGAAAAGGUUAUGAACAUUCGAAAAGUUUUAAAUCAACUGGAUAAACCAGAAGGUCUUUACCCUAAUUACCUAAAUCCAAACAGUGGUCAAUGGGGUCAACAUCAUGUCUCCAUUGGAGGGCUUGGAGAUAGCUUUUAUGAAUACUUGCUUAAGGCAUGGCUGAUGUCAGAUAAGACAGAUGAGGAAGGCAAGCAAAUGUAUUAUGAUGCUGUUCAGUCCAUAGAGACCCAUCUGAUCAGGAAAUCUAGCACUGGUUUGAUGUAUAUUGCUGAGUGGAAGGGUGGCCUGCUUGAACACAAAAUGGGCCACCUCACUUGUUUUGCUGGAGGGAUGUUUGUUCUGGGUGCAGAUGGAGCACCAGAUGAUAAAACUGGACGACACAUUGAACUUGGUGCCGAAAUUGCCCGUACAUGUCAUGAGUCUUAUGAUCGCACAAGCAUGAAGCUGGGACCAGAAGCUUUUAGGUUUGAUGGUGGAGUUGAGGCAAUUGCUACCAGACAGAAUGAAAAAUACUAUAUUUUGCGGCCCGAAGUUAUAGAAACCUACAUGUAUAUGUGGCGAUUCACUCAUGACCCAAAGUACCGGCAGUGGGGCUGGGAAGCUGUUGAGGUGAUGCAAGCAGUAUGUCCUGGGGAUUCAAAGCACUACAAAAAUUAUGAUUAAGAACUUGCACUAGCUUGAACAUCAAGCCAGUUCCUUAGCUCUUUAGCCCAGGAAUUGGGUGAGGCUGAGCAGUAGCAAGUGUGCUUCAUGUGCUUCAUGCUUCAUGCCAUGCGCUUAUCACUUUUACUCUGAAUCAGCUCUAAUCAGCAACCCAAGAAUAUGUUUGUUAUUGUGAGAUCUGAAUUUGAGAUUCGGACUUAUUUACAGGUUAAACAAUUGAGUUUAAUCCUGCAGUCAACCAGCUUCACUUGUGUGACCUGAAAACUAAGUCCUUGUGUAGUGUUAUAAUUAGUGUUCCGAUAUUACACAUUUAUCCAAUGCUUGUUACAUUAUUAAUAUGUGUUAAUGUUAAAUAUUAAUAAAAUUAAUAUUGUUAAAGAAGUUGUAACUAUAAUUCUGACUUGUUGCAACAGUACCACAGCUGUUUUGGCUUUUUAUUUUUUUCAGUGAUCAGAUUAAACCAGCUUGCUAGUCAGUUUUGCCAUCAACCUUUGGACAGCUACCAGUUCCCCCUUCCAGGUUCCAUAGCAGCUCCUUGGAGAGGCUGCCACAGGCUGCCCAUUUAUUUAUGUGCACUCAGAAAAGUGCAUACACACACACACACAUUUGUUUAUACCUUUUUGUCCAAAUAUGCUCCAUUCACAGAAGCACACAUAGGAAGAGUAUUAUUAUUAUUAUUAUUAUUAUUAUUAUUAUUAUUAUUAUUAUUAUUACAUUUCUAAGCCUCUGCUGUGAGACCCCAUGGAGUGAGGGUUCUCACUGGCCAGAGGCAGCAGGUACCGUGUUCCCUGUACCAUGUUCAGCAGAGACUUGAGAACCUUUUUUUUACUUCCUCCACCCUGGGUUUGUAAAAUCCAGUUGGUCAGGAGCGACCUAAACCAUGAAAGUAUUUCAGCUGAGAAGAAUUUGUUUGGAAGAUAAGUUUCCCUCUUAGCAAGAUCCUUAUAUUUUCAAGUGGGCUUCCACUUAAUUUAGUGCCCACAGGGAGGCACUAAAUUUUAUACUUUUCCCUGACCCUCUAGGGGCUUGGCUUAGAAGAAUGUAAAAGUGACCCCCCCCCCCACACACACACACUUUUUUUAAAGGGAAACAAAAUCUGACUGGUGACUAUCAAAAUCUGUAUUCCUUUAAAACCGGGGUUCUUGGGGAUUUGUACUUGGAAGAACAAGUGCAAAAGAAACCCUGCUAUGCAGUAGUGCUUCAAACUGGACAAUCCAGAUUAACUACCAGAAUUUGACAAUCUUUACAAAAAAAAUAACCACACACUUCUUAAACUUCUACUAACAAUUUCUUAAGUGAGUGUGAUGAGCAGAUCACUUCUCACUUUCCUUUUCAUUAUCAAACUGAACAGAAAUCUGGUUUGCGGAAGAGUAUAAAUCAAUAUAGCCUUCUGCAAGAGCAGUGGGAAAAGCAUCUGCCCAUGUAAAGAGUUGGAUCUGAAAACUGAAACUUCCAUGCCUUUCUUCCCAUUCUGAAAAGCUUCUGACUUGGCCACCCUGAGGAUGGCUCUUGCUGCUUGAGUCAAGAAGCUCUUCCUGCAUCUGCUGAGCCUCCCACACUGAAAAAUCAUCCUCCUUUUCCAAGGUGGGAAGAUUCUUAUACUCUGCCUGAGAAACUUCACUAAAUAACUUUGAAACUGUCAACAGCCCCAUCCCUCUUGCUCUCCACCACCACCUCCGAAUCUGACAAAUCCAUCUGAGCAGACUAUAAUGUGCAAGAGGUGGGCCCCCUCUCUACCAUGAGAAUACAGGAACCAAAAUGGUGCAUCUCCUUUAAAAAGCCAAUUGAUGACUGUACAAGAGAGACACUUUGCUUCUCCUAUUAGGUCUUUACGUAGAACUACAUCUGUAGUAAUUAAUUUUCUACAAUUCUCUCUUAAAUUAAUAAGGCCAUUAUAGGCAAUGCCAAUAAAGCCCUAGAGAGGACUUUCCCUAUAAAAUUGCCAGUACAGCCUCAAUAUAUGUAUUGACUCUUUUAAUAGCUUUAGUUUGUAUCAUAUGUGUCUUGUGACCAUCGCAGAACCACUAGUAGGAUGCUGGCAACAUUCCUGUUAUAAUUUGUUUUGGAGUUAAUUCUUCUUAUGUUCCCAUAAGCAAUAGAAUUUAACAUGGCUGCAUAAUAAAAUGUUACAUUAGGAACUCAUAAUCCCAUUUUCAUAGGAUUCUUUUCUGAAAUGCUUUCCUCUACCCUUGACAUUUUGGUUUUCCAAAUACACCUCAGCCAUAUGUUCUGCCAGCUUCUCAAACUGUCAGCUAAGAAUCUUUCAACAGAAACAUUUUUGAAAAGGAAAGGCAAUCUAGAUGAGAUUCAUUUUUAUACAGAUUAUUCCAGCCACAAAACACUAACUUAGACCAUAUAGGUAGCUACUCUCUUAUUAGAUAUUGGUAAUUUAAUGUUAAUAGAUCCACUAGAGACAGAUUAAUCUCUGAAUGUCUUCGUGAUUUACUGAACAAUUGUAUAAUACACUGUGAUUUUUUAAAAAGUCCUUUGUUUCUUCCAGUAGACACAUACCAACAUACUUUAUAUCAUGAAAUUGUUCUAUAUGCUAAUAUCUUUUUGAAUGACUGCCUCCAGAACUGAAAUUUUCAGUUUUAUUAGCAAUAACUUUGUCAGCUGCAUCCAAACUGAUUUUACAUCCAUUGUCUCCUGUCCUGACUCAUCUUCUAUCCUCUGAUCUUCUUAAUAACACAUUACAAAUGCAACACUGAGGGAAACGAGCCUUUCUCAUACCUGCUCUGUAGUUUCAGAAAUCCUGAUGCCUGAUAAUAGGUGCUCACAGUAUUUGAUAAUAAAACUUCAACAUAAUUCAUGUCUCCCCAAAAUUAAAUUCUUCUUGGAUUUUAAAUUUAAAAAAAUAACUUCACCUUAACAUUUAAAAAAAAACAUCUAAAAAGGCAAUAUCUUUUUCCCCACUCUCCCUUUCCUUCUGGUACCAAUUGCUAAGGUGUUAAUUGCUUCUCUUGCAUUGUCUGGAAGUAGUUUCCCUCUUAUGAAAUGUUUCUGAUCAUAUUUUGCUAUAACUGUUCAAAGUUUUUGUUAGUAUUGCAGCUAAAAUCUUAGAGCCCUUAUUAUGAAGAAAGAUCGGUACAACAUUCUGAAGAAGCUAACCUUACUUUCCUUCUGUGCCAAGGCAAUAUUAGCCUCUUCCUGUGAAUCUAGUAUUUUACGCGACCUUAAAUCUUAAUUAGGAGCCUUACAAUGCAACGGGAAUAAGUACUGUUGAGUUCAGUAGUUCUUACACAGUUAACUGUGAAUAGGACUCUAGCCUUAAUGGCAUUAUGAACGGAUCUUUAAAAAUCUUACAAAUUUGAAGAAGUCCAUCUCUUUCUGGAAACUUAUUUGUAUUUAAUGAUCUCAUUAGGGCUUGAACCUCUUGGACUUCUUUUCAGGAUUUAGUUCAUUUCUGUCUUCCUCAGUUAGUGAAAUGACAUUUAACUUAACUAAAAGUUAUUUAAUUCUUCAUAGAUCUGGUUUGAGUGACAUAAGUAAACUUUUAUAGUAAGACACAAAUUAUUCCCAAGGUUCAUGACUGUUCACCACCAUUCAGUUUCUAAGAAAAUUGUUGAGUUUUCCACAGGAUCAUGAUUGAUUGAUUGAUUGAUAUCCUGCCUUUUUCCUACAAAGGGCUCAAGGCAGCUUACAUCUCCUCCUCCAUCUUAUCCCCACAACAGCAACCCUGUGAGGUAGGUUGG
Varanus komodoensis (Komodo dragon) is the source of this 5661-nucleotide messenger RNA. It is a transcript of the gene MAN1A1, whose product is annotated as mannosidase alpha class 1A member 1. Bases 170 to 1969 code for a protein of 599 amino acids. NCBI's taxonomy places the organism in Eukaryota, Metazoa, Chordata, Lepidosauria, Squamata, Varanidae. Gene Ontology annotation, molecular function: mannosyl-oligosaccharide 1,2-alpha-mannosidase activity; calcium ion binding. Gene Ontology annotation, biological process: N-glycan processing; carbohydrate metabolic process. The record is from RefSeq and is a predicted model, not a curated record. The transcript has 11 exons. Gene Ontology annotation, cellular component: extracellular exosome; endoplasmic reticulum; Golgi membrane.